AUGUCCAGUUCCGCCAAACCCUCGAUCAAGUUCGCGUUGCUUGCCUACUCGGUCUACUGCUGGGUGGACGGCAGCGCCCGUACGCGAAAUAAUCCUAGUUCAGACUUCUCUAUAGACCCUCUGCGUGAACCAGAAUUAACACCGGUGAAUGAAACUCGAGGAUGGAAGGCGGUGUGGGAAUGGAUGCUGCGCAGUCGUGGAUCGAGUAUGAGCGAAGAAGAACAGUCGGCCUUGGGUAGGAUGGAUGCCAUUACGGCUUUUUUGCUGUUCAACGUUAUUCAGCGAUUCUCAUUUCAUCCUGGUAGCAUACAAACACCUUUCCUAUUUCCCUUGUCAAUCUCGACUUUGAAAGAUGCUGGAAAACUACGCUGGAAGAUCCUGGUCGUUACAGCCGCACUGCUAUCUCUUGUACACGAAACCCAACGCGCGGCUCUGAUCUACUUCCUACGGAGACGCCGAGAGAACCUAACGAACCAAAUCCGGAAAGACCUUGCGAAUAUGCGGAUUGGCCAAGUCGCGGUUCGCGGAGACAGCAUCACGCUAGAACGACAAGAGGACGAAGACGAGGAGGAAUGUCUCAUUUGCUCUGGAUCGGCGGAAACCAUGUCGACCUCUAGCCACGCUGACACAAACACGACUCGCACAGGACCCCUUGAAGCAUUCUGCACGAUCGCACCCCAAAAGCACUUGGCGCACCGCCAAUUUAGCUUGAAGGAAGAUUGUCCGGACUCGCAGUCCCCGCUCGAACAGCUGUUUAUCCGCGCAGGCAUCAUCCUCCAAGCAUCCGGGUUCGACUACAUUGCAGCCAAACUGAAACGACCGGUCGGCUCUUCGUCUAAUACAGACGGGGACAGCUUUACCAUCCAUCCAUCAACCUCGCCCGUCUUAGCCACGCUCUACACGUCCACCCCACCCUGCCCGGGCUGUCGUUCCCACCACACGUCAGCCGACCCCACCGGUUAUGCCGAACGACCCCGAGUCGUUAUUCCUUUUACUUUUGUACACCGAGUUAUAGGUUCCCGGUUCUGGCGUGCUUGGAUCCGAAUUGUGACCGGACGAACCAUCUCAGCCUAUUUUGGUUCUUUAUUGUCUUUUAUGACGGUUCUUGCAGCGAUAACCAAAGUACGCGAGAACCCCACGUUGACGAUUAACUUGUAA
Rhizoctonia solani is the source of this 1158-nucleotide messenger RNA. RefSeq lists its product as uncharacterized. Bases 1 to 1158 code for a protein of 385 amino acids. NCBI's taxonomy places the organism in Eukaryota, Fungi, Basidiomycota, Agaricomycetes, Cantharellales, Ceratobasidiaceae. The record is from RefSeq and is a predicted model, not a curated record. The transcript is spliced from 4 exons.